Dentiscutata erythropus is the source of this 1321-nucleotide messenger RNA. The record is from the annotation of a GenBank genome assembly. Lineage: Eukaryota; Fungi; Glomeromycota; Glomeromycetes; Diversisporales; Gigasporaceae.
AUGAAUCCUCUCACAUGGUAUAACAAAAAUAAGGAAAAGGCUGGUACAAUCUGGGAAUUUUAUAUUGGUUCUGGACGAAACAUAGUGAUUAAUCAUGCACAACAUAUUGAAAAAUUUUGCAAAUCAACAAAAAUCUUCUUUAAACGACUUCCCUUUCCUAUAUUUGAAAGAAUAGGAUUUAAUGAUGGAAUACUUUAUAAUAAUGAUUAUGACUCGUGGCAUCGAAGAAGAAAAUUAGUAAACCGUGCAUUGAAUGCACCAAAAUUCUUACGAGGUCUCGUCUCUUGUAUUCAAACCCAAUUCAAAGCAUCUGAAGAAAGAUGGAAAUUAAAAAUAAAAGACGGAAUUGAAAUUAAUUUUAGUGAAUGGAUAAGAUAUUUCUCAACUGAUAUUUCAACCAUCCAAACCACAAAGCAACGUUCUUACUGUGUAGCUUUAUUUGAUACAAAUGAUAAAUUAGUUCAAUCUGAUGAAAUCAAAAAAUCUUUAGAGUUUACUAAAGCUACAAAAUUUUUUUUUCGUUCACUUGGAUUUUUUGUUUUCAUUCCUCCAUUUAUAAUGGAUUAUGUACCAGGUUUUAGCCAUUAUAAGAAGCGCUGCGAACGUAAUAUAGAUUAUUUGAAUGAAAUUGUCAAUAAUAUCAUUAAUAAAAGAAGAAAAGAACUCGAAGAAGGUGCUGAACUAGACUCAGAUUUGUUAGAUCAUCUAUUGAUUGCUCAUACCAUAAAAGAUCCUAAUUCUAAAAAUGAUGAUAAUGUGAAGCCGAUAACUACUAAAGAAGUUACUGUUCUUACAUUUGAAAUGCUCUUAGUUGGCACUGAUACGACCGGCAAUGCAAUUAGUUUUUUAUUUUAUUACAUUGCGAAAAAUCCAAAUGUUCUUGCCAAGAUUCACAAAGAGAUUGAUGAAGUUUUUGGUCCUGAUUCAAACGUUGAAAUCACCUUUGAAAAACUCGAAAAGUGUCAUUACAUUGAAGCUACGAUUAAAGAAUCUUUGCGCAUUAUUUGCUUAGCUCCAUACACUAUAAGACUUUCUGAUGGUAUUGAAAAUAUUGCUGGAUAUAACUGGCCAAGUGGAACUAGAUUUUGGAUAGAUCAUCAAACUCUUUGUAAUAAUCCUGAUUAUUGGAAUGAUAUAGAAACUUUUAACCCUGAUAGAUUUGAAAAUCAUGUUGGCCCAUCUAAACUUUCGAAUUUUCAAAAGAUUUCUUAUACUCCGUUCGGUGUUGGUCUCAAAUCUUGUCCAGGAAAAUUAUUGGCUAUGAAUACAAUGAAAUCUUUAGUUGUUCUAUUUUAUAGAAGGUAUAACAUAGAAUUAAAAG